GCGAUGUAUGGUCACUCAUUCACCUCCACCGGUUCACACACAGCGGGCAGAAGCAGGCAAUCAUGAGAAUCUUGGUGUUGACAGCUCUGCUGUCCGUGGCUGCGGCGAUAGCCAUCAAAGACAACAUAGACGUCGUCAUCGGAAAGGAUCUCCUUGCAAAUGUAGACGUAAAAACAAAGGAGUUGUUAUGUUGGAAGCUGCUCAACCACAUUCUGCAGCCCACAGUGUACGAUGACGUCAGGGAGGUGGCCAGGGAGUUCAACAUAGAGGAGAACUUCGACAAGUUCUUGAAAGACGACGUCGUCAAGUACUUCCUCGAUGUGUACAAGAUGGGUAUGCUGCCCCGCGGAGAGAUCUUCGUCCACACCAACGAUCUGCAUAUGGACCAGGCCAUGGUCACCUUCCGUAUGCUGUACUUCGCCAAGGACUUCGACACUUUCAUCAGGACCGCCUGUUUCCUCAGAGAGCGCAUCAACGGUGGCAUGUUCGUCUACGCUUUUACUUGCGCAGUCUUCCACCGACAGGACUGCCGCGGCAUCGUCUUACCCGCUCCUUACGAAAUCUACCCAUACUUCUUCGUCGACAGCCACGUCAUCAACAAGGCACAUAUGCUAAAGAUGAACAAAGCAGUCAACGACCCCGCGCUCUACGAAUACUACGGUAUCAAAGUCACCGACAAGAACCUACUGGUGAUCGACUGGCGCAAGGGAGUGCGUCACACCCUCAGCGAGGAUGACCGCCUUUCCUAUUUCACUGAGGACAUCGACCUGAAUACCUACAUGUACUACUUACAUAUGAGUUACCCGUACUGGAUGAUCGAUGACACUUACAACGUGAACAAGGAACGCCGCGGAGAGAUCACCAUGUACGGCUACCAGCAGCUCUUGGCUCGUCUCCGGCUGGAGCGUCUGUCCCACAACAUGUGCAACAUUGACAUGAUCAAACUUGAUGACACCGAGAACCACGGCUACUGGCCCAAGAUCCGUCUCCACACCGGUGACGAGAUGCCCGUCCGUCCCAACAACGUCAAGAUCGUCAACAAGCACAACUUGAAAGACAAAAUGAUUAUUGAUGAUGUUGAAAGCAUGAUCAGAGAGGCUAUCGUGAAAGGAAAGUUUGAAAGGCGAGACGGUACUGUUAUCAACCUGAAGAAGGUCGAAGAUUUCGAGAACCUCGCCAGGAUAUUGCUGGGUGGAAUGGGAAUCGUGAACGACGACGCUAAAGUUCUACACAUAGUCAACGUGUUCAAAAGACUCAUGGCUUAUGGAAACUACAACUUCGACAAGUACACCUACGUCCCGACCGCUCUGGACAUGUACACGACAUGCCUGCGGGACCCACUCUUCUGGAGAAUCAUGAAGCGCAUCACAGAGACCGCUGUCUUAUACAAGAAGUCGCUCCCCAAAUACACCCGGAACGAGCUUGAAUUCCCGGGUGUCAAGAUAGAGGCCAUCACGACCGACAAGCUUGUCACUUUCAUGGACGAGUACGACCUUGACAUAACCAACGCUGUAUACUUGGACGAAACCGAAAUCCAAAAGAAAAAGUCAGACAAAAUCUUCGUAGCUCGCAUGCACCGUCUGAACCACCACGCCUUCAAGGUCAACAUUGAGGUCGAGUCUGAGAAGGCAGUAGACUCUGUUGUGAGGAUCUUUAUCGGGCCUAAAUACGACUGCAUGGGCCGUCUCCUGAACAACAAUGACAAGCGUCUCGACAUGGUCGAAAUCGACAGCUUCCUAUACAAACUGCAGACAGGCAAGAACACCAUCGUGCGCAACUCCUUGGAGAUGCACAACGUUAUUCCCGACAGACAAUGGACUCGCCGCUUCUGGGACACCACUCUGGACACCACUAACACAUUCGACACGGUUGUCGACAGCUACUGGUACAAGAGUCGCGUGGGCUUCCCGCACCGCCUGCUGCUGCCGCGCGGUACCUUGGGUGGUUUAGAGCUGCAGAUGUUCGUGAUUGUGACGCCAGUCCGCACCGGCCUUGUGUUGCCAACCGUCGACAUGACCGUGAUGAAGGACAGGCGCGCUUGCCGCUGGACUGUGUGCUACGACACCAUGCCUCUCGGAUUCCCGUUCGACAGAGAGACAGAUCUGACCCGCUUCAUCAACAGCAACAUGAAGUUCACAGACAUCAAGGUCUACUGGAAGGACAUGUCCACAGCCAACGCCGUUAAGCACGUGGACGUAUCUGACAUGGUGAUGAAGCGCGACGACCUCACCAACAUGGACAAGGACAUGCUGGUGCGCAUGUCAUACAGGGACGUGAUGAUGAUGUCCACCGAUAAAAUGACCAGAAUGUAAAUCAAAAUACCACUUAUUUUACUAAUAUAAUGUAAGCAUUUAUACUUGA
Molecule: messenger RNA, 2361 nt
Organism: Leptidea sinapis
Lineage: Eukaryota; Metazoa; Arthropoda; Insecta; Lepidoptera; Pieridae
Product: basic juvenile hormone-suppressible protein 1-like
Exons: 5
Coding region: 63-2312 (749 amino acids)
Source: RefSeq, a predicted model, not a curated record